Messenger RNA from Castor canadensis (American beaver), 618 nucleotides. Lineage: Eukaryota; Metazoa; Chordata; Mammalia; Rodentia; Castoridae. The record is from RefSeq and is a predicted model, not a curated record.
GGCAGCCGGGGCCCCAGCCAUGGCGGAGUCGGUGGAGCAGCUGCAGCAGCGGGUUCAGGAGCUGGAGCGGGAACUGGCCCUGGAGAGGAGUCGGCGGGGCCCCGGGGGCGGUGACGGAGGGGGCGGCCGGGCCCGAAUCGAGAAGAUGAGCCCAGAGGUGGUGGAUUCCAAUCCCUACAGCCGCCUGAUGGCUUUGAAACGAAUGGGAAUUGUAAGCGACUAUGAGAAAAUCCGUACCUUUGCUGUAGCAAUAGUAGGUGUUGGUGGAGUUGGCAGUGUGACUGCUGAAAUGCUAACAAGAUGUGGCAUUGGUAAGGUAAAAAUAUUUUUCUUGUCAUGUAGGGAACUACUCACUCCUGGACCAAAUCAGGUACAAAUUAGGACUUUUUUUUUCCGCCCUCAGUCAAUGGUCUCUUGGUUUGUGGUGUAUUAUUCAGAGCGUUCAUUCUACCUAAAGGGUUGAGACAUAUCCCUAUCCAAACAAAAGCUGAUGUAAUUGUGAAUUAAAGAUUAUUCAGUUGUGUUCAGGAACUUUUUUGGCGGGUGGGGGGGGUUAAUACAUAAACAAUUUGGAAUAAGUGUUUUAGGUAUACAACUUUUGGAAAGAUGACUUGAAUC